GAUUUUAUUAUAAAAGGUGGCAGACACUGAAUCUCACACACAACUGCAAUCCACCCCAACAACCAGAGAAAGAUGGUGUUCACCGUAAGUGAUUUGGGCUUUCAGGCCGGUAGGGAGCUGUGCGUCACCGGCAGGGUCAAACCCAACUGUGAAGUAUUCUCAAUUAACUUUGGUUAUGACUAUGACAACAUUGCCUUUCAUUUCAACCCUCGAUUCAACCACGGAGGCGACGUGAAAACCAUCGUGUGUAACUCUAAGAAGGGCGGCUGGAGUGAGGAGCAACGUUACACAUUUUUUCCCUUUGAACAAGGCAAAGAGUUUAAGGUGAGCUUCACCUUCAACCAUGAAAACUUUUAUGCCAAACUUACCGAUGGGAACAUGAUAACCUUCCCAAACCGCUUUGGAACGGAAACCUUCAAUCAUCUCCAUGUAGGUGGUGACGUCACGGUUAGCAGCAUGGUGGUCACCUGAGCAGUAAAAGACAUCAUAAAUCAAUGAUGUUCAGUAGUAAUAUCUCAGUUUUACUGCUGUUACUUCUGCAAUGAAAGUCACUGCAAAUAAAUCCAUCUGAACGAAAA
Molecule: messenger RNA, 578 nt
Organism: Misgurnus anguillicaudatus (oriental weatherfish)
Lineage: Eukaryota; Metazoa; Chordata; Actinopteri; Cypriniformes; Cobitidae
Product: galectin-1
Molecular function (GO): carbohydrate binding; galactoside binding; laminin binding
Source: RefSeq, a predicted model, not a curated record